Molecule: messenger RNA, 1179 nt
Organism: Aspergillus viridinutans
Lineage: Eukaryota; Fungi; Ascomycota; Eurotiomycetes; Eurotiales; Aspergillaceae
Product: putative O-methyltransferase
Exons: 5
Coding region: 1-1179 (392 amino acids)
Molecular function (GO): O-methyltransferase activity
Source: RefSeq, a predicted model, not a curated record
AUGUCUUCGCUUGCUGCUGCUGCUGCACUCGCAAGUACAGUGACCUCGGCUGCGGCCCUUGGUUUCGUUCCUGUUGCGGUUCGCUUUCAGCUGUUCGAUAUCUUGGCAGAUCUUGACAAGCCCGUGAGCGGAAAAGAUGUCUUGACGGCCCUCCAAGCCCGGUCCGACGGGAAAACAAGACAGGAUGUACCAUGUUUACUUUUGAUUCAGGAUACGCUGUAUGCCAUGUCCGGUUUGCGCUUUGUUGAUUUUGCCGGAGAGAAUCUGUACUGUGCCAAUGCCAUAACCAGGCAUCUGGCUGCCACUCCUUCCGCCCAACAUGGAGCUGUGCACUUUACAACGGAAGCCCUUCUUGGCGGUGCAUUUUUGAUGCGGAAACUCGAGAGGGAAAACUUUCAGUAUCCAUUCCAAGAGCGGGAGACGCCGUUUCAGUUCGCGUACAAAUCAAUGGGCCAAGAAGAGCUCACAAAAGAACAUACUUAUUCUAUUAUGGCCGCAGAAGGCCGCAUGGCCAGUUUCAAUCAUUUCAUGGUGGGCAAGUUUAUGAAAACAAAUACUGCUCCUGACCGUCUCCGAGCCUUAGGGUACGAUCUGGAAUCGGUUCUGAACCAUGCGCAAGCCUCCACUCCGUUGACCAUGGUGGACAUUGGUGGAGGUCGCGGGGAGAUGUUUCUCGAUUUCAAGGCAGCAUUUCCCCAGCUUCAGACUUCGGACCUGAUCGUCCAAGAGUUCAACCAUGAUAUUACCGAUAUCCCUGGCGUUACACUGGCUACGUGGAACUACAAGGACGAAAGUCCCCAACCGAUUAAGGGGGCGCUGAUCUACCAUUUGGCUCAUAUUCUUCACAACCUCCCCGACCUGGAAGCCGUGCGCCUGCUGAAGAAGAUAUCAGAGGCCAUGGCUCCUCACUCGCGAUUACUGAUUCAUGAGUUUGCGAAGAAUGCCAAUUACGCGAAGAUGCACGCCGCUAUGAUUGCCUUGUAUGGAGGUCGAGAGAGAAGCUCGAAUGAAUGGAAUCAAAUGGCGAACUUGGCUGGGCUUCGAGUGACAUUCGAAGCUUAUCCGCCGUUUGGCGAGGGGUUGAUUGAAAUGAGGAUGGUGGAGAGUUCUAUUCAGAUUGAAUAUUACUUGCCAAUCGCGGGCAAUAAUAGAAAAUUAAUUGAUGAACUGUCUCUAUGA